AGAGGCGUUGGCUGCAAAAGAUGUGGUUCUCAAAGUGCCAGAGUUUAACAUCGUCGAUACGGCCGUCCGUGGUGUUGCGGGGCAGUUGUCGCAAAGGUGCGUGUGGCUCCAGCGAUUCAAACACUUGCAGGAGAUAAUAUGGGACACCAACUUCAAACUUCAGAGAAUUCACGCCGUGAGAUGGGUUUCAAGAGGUGAGGCCGUGAAAGGGUUUGCCAAGGCAUUGCCCGCGACCGUGGUGCUGCUAUUCGAGUACAAGCACGAGCUGUACGAAGUCGUCACGUCGUUCAAGAUUCACUUCAUGCUUUUUCUUUUUGCCAACAUCCUCGCCAUCCUCAAGGAUUUGAACUUGAAGUUUCGAAAGCAUCAG
This is a messenger RNA of Closterium sp. Naga37s-1, 370 nucleotides long. Lineage: Eukaryota; Viridiplantae; Streptophyta; Zygnematophyceae; Desmidiales; Closteriaceae. The record is from the annotation of a GenBank genome assembly.